Molecule: messenger RNA, 1988 nt
Organism: Rhagoletis pomonella (apple maggot)
Lineage: Eukaryota; Metazoa; Arthropoda; Insecta; Diptera; Tephritidae
Gene: fray
Product: serine/threonine-protein kinase OSR1
Exons: 2
Coding region: 101-1837 (578 amino acids)
Biological process (GO): protein phosphorylation
Molecular function (GO): protein serine/threonine kinase activity; ATP binding; protein serine/threonine kinase activator activity
Source: RefSeq, a predicted model, not a curated record
GUCUGGUUUUGUACAGAAGGCCCUUAAAGUAAACCCAGGUGACUCACAGAGAUCGGCCCCUCCCAUAAGCACACAGAACAAUCAGAGCAAAGCACUACUAAUGGCAUCCAGCGCUAAUUUGAAUAGUACAGGUGCUGCGGCGGCACACCCAACGACGUCCGAGAAACAGCCUUGGCCCAAUACGAAGGAUGACUACGAAUUGCGCGAUGUGAUCGGCGUUGGCGCGACUGCUGUCGUGCAUGCCGCACUAUGCCUGCCACGUAACGAGAAAUGCGCCAUCAAGCGCAUCAAUCUGGAGAAGUGGAACACUUCUAUGGAUGAAUUGCUCAAAGAGAUACAGGCGAUGUCGUCCUGCAAUCACGAAAAUGUCGUAACCUAUUACACAUCGUUUGUGGUGCGCGAGGAGUUGUGGCUGGUGUUGCGUCUGCUCGAGGGCGGCUCACUGCUGGACAUUAUCAAACACAAAAUGCGCACUUCGAAUUGCAAGCAUGGCGUCUUCGAUGAAGCGACCAUCGCUACAGUUUUGAAAGAGGUACUCAAAGGUCUUGAGUAUUUCCACUCGAACGGACAGAUACAUCGUGACAUCAAGGCGGGUAAUAUACUGAUUGGUGAUGAUGGUACUAUACAAAUUGCUGACUUUGGCGUUAGCGCUUGGCUAGCAACCGGACGUGAUCUGUCGCGCCAGAAGGUGCGUCACACGUUCGUGGGCACACCAUGUUGGAUGGCGCCCGAGGUCAUGGAACAGGAUCAUGGCUAUGACUUUAAAGCCGACAUUUGGUCAUUUGGCAUCACCGCUAUCGAAAUGGCAACUGGCACCGCACCCUACCACAAGUAUCCACCCAUGAAGGUGUUGAUGCUGACGUUGCAGAACGACCCGCCCACACUGGACACCGGCGCUGAUGAGAAGGAUCAAUACAAGGCAUACGGCAAGACAUUCCGAAAAAUGAUUGUUGAGUGUCUGCAAAAGGAGCCCUCGAAGCGACCCACCGCCAGUGAACUGCUGAAGAAUGCCUUCUUCAAGAAGGCCAAAGAUCGUAAAUAUCUCACGCAAACACUGCUCGCCACUGGUCCAUCUAUGGAGACGCGCGUACACAAAGCCGCGAAACGGCAACCGGGCGCCUCCGGUCGACUACAUCGCACCGUCACCGGCGAAUGGGUGUGGUCGAGUGAAGAGGAAGACAACGGCGGCAAGCAUCACUCCUCAGACUCAGAAUCUGACGAUCGACCCAUCAAUCGUCUCGAACAUGCCGACUCAUCAGAUAGCGAACAUGAUGACUACUCGGAGACUACAGCAACCGCAACGGAACCUGCACCGCAAUCCGCAAUCGUGAAUGCACCAACAACAACAACAACAGCAGCUGUGAAUAUACCAACAACAGCAACAGCCGCUGUAAAUAUACCAACAACAGCAACAGCAGCGGUUAAUAUACCAACGCCUGCUGCAGCUUACGCACAGCCAGCAGAUUCUGCGAUAGCACAAGCCAUGGCCGGAGUGGCGCAAAUGCCGAUGCCCUCAUCGUUGGUGCCAGAUGUCGGUGAGGCACCGCCGGUCAAUCUUGUGCUGCGCAUGCGCAACCAGCGACGCGAAUUACACGAUAUACGCUUUGAGUUUGCAGUAGGCAAAGACUCUGCCGAAGGCAUUGCCAUGGAGUUGGUCGACGCCGGACUCGUCGACGCGUUGGACACGCAACCAAUGGCUGUGCAUCUGCAACAACUGAUUGACCAACGCGCCGCGCUCAAAACUAUCACGUUCCAAUUGAACUCUGGCGUGCAGCCGGGUGAAGUGCUCGACGAUCGCUCACUGGUGGGGUAUGCACAGAUAUCGAUAACAGAUUAGGAGGAACCGGGGGUGAACGAAUCAGCGGAAAGUGACGUUAAAGACACAAAAAACUAUUAGCGUUAAAAUGGCCGACUAUUUCGAAGACAUGGGUCACGAACCGACAGGCGCCGACGGUCCUAAUGAUUUUGCCAAACAUUUCAAGCGCCUG